Messenger RNA from Phalacrocorax carbo (great cormorant), 8898 nucleotides. The record is from RefSeq and is a predicted model, not a curated record. NCBI's taxonomy places the organism in Eukaryota, Metazoa, Chordata, Aves, Suliformes, Phalacrocoracidae.
CCCUUUCUCGCCUCUCGCCCCUUCCCCCUUUUUGCUAGUCCCGCCCGAUUCGCCCUUCUCGCCCGCCGCCUGGGCAGGCGCUGGUUUCUAAGUGCUCACUGUGUUAGCCCUGACCACAGCGUUCCUUCUGUCUGCUUCCUCUGCAAGGUUUUUCACUACUGCGGUGUGUUUUUUGGUUUUUAUUGCCAUUUUCUGCUCUUCCUGGAGCGCGGAAUUGCUCGAAGCCGUUCUGCAGCUAUUUCCAUAGGGUCCUGAAGUGAGUGGUAAUAUGUUCAUGUGAUCGUUUGCUGCCUUAUUUCUAAUUGAGGUGUUCAAGUGUAGGGUGCUUUUUCUGUAGCACCUCGUAUCUUUUUGUAGAUCAUAUGGGGACAUCUAGAGCAUAAGUUAGCAUUUCAAGGAUGUGGGGAACUCUCCAGUCAAAACUGAUCCUGAAAGGCAGAUAGUUGAGUUUGGAUUGCUUUCUCAUGGUGUCGUGCAGUCUAGUUUUCUUGUCUGUACUCCUUAUCAUUCUUCAUGGUGCUUCUGCUUUGAAGACCUCUGUAGUAUUCCAUUUCAGUCUUUUAUUUUUUAACGUGAGGAAAUGUUCCUCACACAUAAACUGCUCUAAAUCUUUUUCUAUCUUCUCGCCUUCUUUGGAACCCUUCCUGGGCUCCUCUCUCCUUCUUAUCGUCUUAAGAAGGGGAGCACCUCCAGAAAAUAUUCAAAGUGUUGGUGAAUCUUGUUUCCACAAACUUGAAUGAAGUGCGUUGUUUUCUUCCAUGGUGUCAUAAGUCUUAUUUUAUUGAUUGGCACUGAGAACAGAUCUGAUAUAUCUUUGUCACUGUUUUCUCUAUGUCCAAGAUAUUAUUUCAGAACCAUAAAUGGUUAUUUCAUUGUCAGUUACUGUCUCUGUUGAGGCCACAUUUUUUUCCUCAUCUGCUCAGCUUCGUGGUGUCGUGCGUCAAAAAUAUGUUGCCAUUUUCCCACCUAGGUCUUCAGGGUCGUCAACGGUUUCUGCAGUUCUUCUCAGGAGACCUGUAUUUUAGCUUUGCCCCAUAGGGUAAUAUCUCCCAUAGCCUUUGUUACAUUACUCUUCAUGACUUUUUGAGAUCCCUUGAUGAGCUAUUAAAUGGCACAGUUCCUGGAAAAUAUCUCUGCCCAACUGCAGUGUUGACCUUACUUUCUCAAGUGCCCAGGUUUGAUUUUCCUGCCAUCUGUGUAGUUAAUCACAACUCUAACUGUUGCUUUCAGCCUUCUUUCAUUUUGUAUGGAGUGUCUUCAAUUGUGUAAGUUUUUCUGUCUUGCAGGUAGGGCAGUUUUAAUGAUCUUUUUGCUUUUAGCUGCUGCAAAGUGUGCGUUCCCAGUCAUUUCUUAAUCAGAAGUCUGUCUCCUUUUUGAUUUUCCUCUGAAACAGAGCUCAUGCAAGGUGGCAACAGUUGGUACUCCAGGUUCCCUGUUCACUUUGCAUGGCAUAUAUUAUUUUGUGAAGCACUACAAAAUUACUAUGGACAUAGAAAAGAUAGUAGAAGCAUUUCACGUUGCCCCUUUUUAAGUAUGGUGCAAAUUUACUUUCUAAUGCAAAGAAUGGCAGAAGAGCAGCAACCAAGGUAGGUGUGAAAAACGUGCAGCUGUAGUGCUAUAUUAGGCAAGAUGCAUUGCUAGAGGACUUGUUUUUGGUGGGCAAAUAUAUUUGUAGAAGCACCUUGGCUAUGGCUCCUGACUGCUAGUUCCAUGUACCCGGCAGUGCUAGGCUUUGUCUUUCUGGUUUUUUUUUGUUCCCCCCCUUAUUCCUGAGAAUACUUCUUAAAAUAAACCAUUAUUUUGUGUUUUGUUGUGUGUGUGCCUUAUGAUGAUCAUCUGAAUAUGAACUGCAAUUACACCUGAAACUCCUGAUUCUCCUGUAGACAGCGUGGCUUAGCUUGCCUUUCUCAAGAGACGUGUCAGUAAUUGUGAGCAAGAGCCAUGUUGCCAAAUAGUGCUGACUGUUUCAUUUCAGAAUUUGUGCCCCUUGCCAUCACUGUGGUUCACUGUCUUGUAGUCUCUUAAGGUGAUGUUCACCUUAAAAGAAUGCUGUGAGACUUCAGGUUUAAUUUCUGUUUCUGCCUUCAUAGAAGUGGAUACAGAAACAUUGGCAAUACAGCAGAGAUUUGAGAGGCUGGGCAAAACCUGUUUGCUUUUCCAGCCCUGUCUCCCUGAAAUCCUGAACAGUGAUCCCUGAACUCAGCCCUGACAAUGGAGGCCUGGAAAUAAAUCAAGACAAUUGUUAGAAUACCAACAGGUGUACUUAAAGAUGACCUAUCGACAGACCUACCUGGAUUAUUUUAGCAUUAGGUAUCUUCAUUUUGUUUUGACCUCCUCUUGAAUCACUGAUGCUUCUGUGGUAGAACCAGCAAAUCACUCCUGUGUGAAAUCAUCUGGUUUGUGGUGCUGCCUGGCCUGCUUGGCCUGCAUGGUGGGGUAGCAGCAAGUCUCUGUAGCUGUGUAGAGAAGGGACCCUGAUGUAUUUGUGUCAGUGGAUAAGGUGGGAGUCUGGGAACAUGUUCUAAGACGACAAGUACCUUGCCAGAGCAGUGGUGCAACCCUUUUAUGUUGUCUUCAGUUAUGGGAUGUGUGGACGACUGUACUGUAUCCUGCUGCGGCUUAUGUCCAUCAAUAAUGGGCACAUUGUUUUACUGUACUGUGAGCGCCUACCUGCCUAAACAGGUAAGAAAGAACUCAUGAUUCAUUUUGCAGCUACAAGUGGGGAAAUAAAACUUAUGGGAAAUACUUCACUGAGACAUGUCAAAACUACUAGAGAGCUCAGGUUCCCUGAGCUGUUUCACCCUUCUGAGAGGAUCUGUGCUGUGUGAGUUAUGUUUAGACUGACAUACGAGUUAGGAAAUCACUGAUGGAGUUGAAAGUCUUUGGAAUUUGUAUGCAUUGCUGGUUUCUUUAUGUCAGACCUAUGUUUCAAAGGGCAAACCCAUUCUGGUACGGAUAAACACAGAAUUUGUUUGUAAUACAAUGUCCUCACUCUAUUAUUUAUUGCAUGAAAACCAAGGAGAGUGCAUGGGAUUGCUCAGCCUUGUCACUGUCACAAAGCCAUGAGAAAGGGAGCAAUUUCUGCUUUUUUUUUUCAGCGUUGCUGCACCAGACACAAAUGCCAUGUGAAUCUAUUUCUUCUGGAGACCUGAAUAUUUUCCAUAGAUGAAAGAUGAAGGAUAUGGUCUUCCUCUGUAGAGGAAACAGCUGCACUCUCUUUGUAAAUAAAUAAAUAAAUGAGGAAACUGAGUUAUGCCUCCUCAACAACAUGUAGGGAACACAGAGUCAGAUGAGAAGUGGGGUAGGCUCUUUUCAGUGAACACCUCCCCAGAUGUGAUUCAUGGGUUAAUGUAGGUAUUUAGGAAACGUUUUGGCAAGUAUAUAUCAGCUAAGUGGCUUUAGGAAAGAGAAGAAGAAGAGGGAAGAAGAUGAGGGGAGAAAAGAACAGAAGACCACCUGCUAUCAUUUUUUCGAAAUGUUCCGAAGGGAAAGCGCGGAGCGUGUCGGACGCGGAGGCGGAGUCACAGCCCGUCCUUUUUCGAGCGGAGCGCUGCUACCAGGCACGGGAGGAUGACAGGAGGCGGCUGCAGCGGAAGAAGCCGCGGUCGGACACGAGAUGCCGCUGUUGACCGUGAAGGUGCUCUGAGCUCGGGGGAGGGCGCAGCUCCUCCCGGAUCCGUUGUUACGGUUGCCAUCAGCGAGCAGGCGGCGGCGGAAUGCAGGAACGACAAGCUGGGCCGGGCGGGGCGGCGGACCUCGGAGUGACGCCCCGCGCCUACCGGGAAUCCCUUGGGGCGGGCGUCCGUGCGGCGGCGGGGAGCCGUGCGGGGCCCGGGCGGGUGGAGGCGGCGGCGGCGGCGGCGGCGAUGGGCGUGUGGUGGGGGCCCGUGGUGCGUGUGCUGGUGCUGCAGGCGGCCUGGGCGCUGGUCGGCGGGCAGGUGCGCUACUCGGUGCCGGAGGAAGCCAAGGCCGGGACGGUGGUGGGGCGCCUGGCGCAGGACCUGGGCCUGGAGGCGGUGGAUCCGGAGGCGCGGCGGCUGCGGCUGGUGGCGCAGGGCCGGCGGGCGAGCGUGGAGGUGAGCGGGGCGAGCGGGGCGCUGGUGGUGAGCUCGCGGCUGGACCGGGAGGAGCUGUGCGGGAAGAGCGCGCCGUGCGCCCUGCGCCUGGAGGUGCUGGUGGAGCGGCCGCUGCGCGUCUUCCACGUGGAGCUGGAGGUGACCGACAUCAACGACAACGCCCCGCUCUUCCCCGUGAACGAGGAAGCCUUUACCAUCGCGGAAUCGUCGCUGCCGGGGUCUCGGUUCCCGCUGGAGGGCGCGUCGGACGCAGAUAUCGGAGCCAACGCGCAGCUCUCCUACACACUCAGCCCUAGCGAGCACUUUAACCUGGAUUUGCAAAAAACCGAGGAAGACGGGGAGUCCUUAUUCUUGGUGCUCGACAAACCGCUGGACCGGGAGACGGUGGCUGUGCACCGGUUGGUGGUGACGGCGAGUGACGGGGGCCGGCCGCCGCUGACGGGCAUGAUGGAGGUGGUGAUCUCUGUGCUGGACGCGAACGACAACGCGCCCCAGUUCAACCAGUCGGUGUAUAAAGUGAAGGUCUUAGAGGGGUCAGAGCUCGGGACUCUGUUAAUCAAGCUAAGUGCCACGGAUAUGGACGAAGGGAUCAAUAGCGAUAUAAUGUAUUUUUUCAGUAAGCGUGUCGCUGCUCAAGUAAAAGAAGUGAUCUCUAUCGACGAAAACAAAGGAGAAAUUAGACUUCAAGGGAAAUUAGACUAUGAAGAAAUAGACAGUUAUGAGAUAACAAUAGAAGCAAGAGACAAAGGGACGCCCCCGCUGUCGGGUCACUGCAAGGUGGUGUUGGAGGUGGUGGACGUGAACGACAACGCGCCGGAGGUGUGGGUGACGUCGCUGUCGGUGCCGGUGCCGGAGGACGCGGCGGUGGGGACGGUGGUGGCGCUGCUGAGCGUGUCGGACCGGGACUCGGGGGCGAACGGUCGGGUGCGCUGCGCGGCGUGGCCGCCGUCGCCGUUCGGGCUGGUGUCGACGUUCGCGGGCUCGUACUCGCUGGUGCUGCGGGAGUCGCUGGACCGGGAGCGGGUGGCGGAGUACGAGGUGGAGGUGCGGGCGGAGGACGGCGGGGCGCCGCCGCUGCGCGCCAGCCGCGCGGUGCGGGUGCCGGUGUCGGACGUGAACGACAACGCGCCGGCGUUCGCGCAGGCCGUGUACACGGUGCUGGCGCGGGAGAACAACGCGGCGGGCGCGGAGCUGGCGCGGCUGUGGGCGCGGGACCCGGACGAGGCGGGCAACGGGCGCGUGAGCUACUCGGUGGCGGAGGGCGGCGGCGGGGGCGCGGCGGCGGUGGUCGGGGGGUGGCGCCCGGCGUCGAGCUACGUGUCGGUGGACGCGGAGAGCGGGCGGCUGUGGGCGCUGCAGCCGUUGGACUACGAGGAGGUGCAGGUGCUGCAGUUCGAGGUGCGGGCGGUGGACGCGGGGGAGCCGCCGCUGUGCGGCAACGCCACGGUGCAGGUCUUCGUGGUGGACGAGAACGACAACGCGCCGGCGCUGCUGCCGGCGGCGGGCGGCGGGCCGUGGGCCGGUGCGUCGGGCUCGGCGGCGGCGUCGGGGCCGGGCUCGGGGGCGUUGUGGGCGUGGGCGGCGUGGGGGGCGCCGGCGGGGCAGGUGGUGGCGAAGAUCCGCGCGGUGGACGCGGACUCGGGCUACAACGCGUGGCUGCGCUACGAGCUGUGGGAGCCGCGGGAGAAGGGCCCGUUCCGCGUGGGGCUGUACAGCGGCGAGGUGAGCACGGCGCGGGCGCUGGAGGAGGCGGACGGCCCGCGGCAGAGGCUGGUGAUCGUGGUGCGGGACCACGGGGAGCCGGCGCGCUCGGCCACGGCCACGCUGAGCGUGUCGCUGGUGGAGGGCGCCGAGGCGGCGCUGGCGGCCGCGGGCUCGUCCUCGUCCUCCUCGUCGUCCCCGUCCUCGUCGGGGGCGGGGCUGCGGCCGGCGGCGGGCGCGGAGGGCGGCGCGGCGGCGGCGGCGGCGGCGGCGGCGGCGACGACGAACGUGUGGCUGGUGGUGGCCAUCUGCGCGGUGUCGAGCCUGUUCCUGCUGGCGGUGGUGCUGUACGGGGCGUCGCGGUGGGCGCCGCGGGCGGCCGUGCUGUCGGGGCCCGGGCCGGCGACGCUGGUGUGCGCCAGCGAAGUGGGGAGCUGGUCGUACUCGCAGCGCCAGAGCCGGAGCCUGUGCGUGGCGGACGGCGCGGGCAAGAGCGACCUGAUGGUUUUCAGCCCCAACUUCCCGCCGCCGCCCGGCCCAGUGGUAGAAAACGUUUCUGCUGGCACGGGUCCGUCUCUCUCCGCACUUGCUUCAGGCGUGCCAAAACACCCCAAUCCUGACUGGCGUUACUCUGCAUCCCUAAGGGCAGGAAUGCAAAGUGCUGUGCAUAUGGAGGAGGCAGGAGUCCUACGUGGAGGACCAGGAGGGCCGGAUCAGCAGUGGCCAACAGUCUCCAGUGCUACUCCAGAACCUGAGGCCGGAGAGGUGUCCCCCCCAGUGGGAGCUGGUGUGAACAGCAACAGCUGGACCUUUAAAUUUGGACCGGGCAAUCCCAAACAAGGUGGUCCUGGUGAGUUGCCAGACAAAUUCAUUAUCCCAGGAUCUCCUGCAAUCAUCUCCAUCCGGCAGGAGCCACCAAACAGCCAAAUUGACAAAAGUGACUUCAUAACCUUUGGCAAGAAGGAAGAGACCAAGAAAAAGAAGAAAAAGAAGAAGGGAAACAAGACUCAGGAGAAAAAAGAAAAGGGCAACAGCACCACUGAGAACAGUGACCAGUGAGGGGUUUAUACUGAAAGAAUCUACUUAGUCAGUUUUUGUAAUAAUGGCAGAUUUCUCCUAUGUAGCAACUCCUAACUUCUUCCUACUGUUAACAAAUUUCCUGUAUGUACAGACUUGAGAAAAUCAGCAGGAAAUUCACAGUGUCUGUCUAAAUUGCAUAACAGGUUUUGUCUUAAAAGCUUUAUUAAGUCUGGUGUUAACUCUUUUUCUCCACUCUGGCUUGUUUUCAGAACCUAAAAAGCAGACACAAGUUUCCUUUCUCCUACGCCGAAAAGGAGAAUCUUCACAGUACAGCCAGUGAGAGGUUGGACUCUCUGCACUGUGGUUCCUGUGCUCCUGUCUUGAUGACACUUACAGGACAGGUUUAAAAGUUUUAAUGUUGUGCACCCUCUAUCUGACUGGAAAUAUUUGUGUGCAGAUGUCAGCUAGGUGAUAUGAAAUCAGAUUAUAAUAUGCAAGAAGAGCUGGUAAAUAUGCAACAGAGGAAACACCUAAUGAACGUAAAUGUUCAGAGAUGUUCAGGCUGGGGAGGAAAUGUCUGAAAGGAGAUGACCAGACUUCAAAUUUUGAGAAGUCACUGUGUGGGAAUACUGAGUCCUAUACAUGAUGUAUUGUACACACUCCUGCAAAUAAAACCUUAUGUUUACAGCUCUUUAAGCUACCAUAAAUUUUAUCUCUUACCAAGCAAGCCAUUGGAUAAAUUGUCCCUUAAAGCCCAACAUCACCCUGGCAAGGCUAGCCCUUGGAGUGUAAGCAGGGCUGGGCUGACAUCCCAGGAAUGUAACUGACUAUGAUGCUCUGUGCCCCUAUUUCCACUCUAACAUUAUUUUGCACAAUAUGUCUCUGAAAAGGUCAGAGUUUUUCCACGACACUUAUGCAAAAGAGAGAAAAAAGAAACAUUAACUAUGCUAUUUGUUAUUUGAGAUAUUUAUUUAUAAAGAAAUAUAGCUGUAAAUGUUAGAAAUAUGAUGCCCUUUAACCCAAACAGAAGUCAAUCUAGAGCCAUUAUAAAUUACAAUUGCUGCUACAAAAGUGCUUUAGAAAAAUUGCCUGAAACAUCUGUAUUAUAUCGGCCACUUGCCAAUAACAGCUUUAUUCUGUCGGGUGACCUGGGGGCUGCCUCUUGCAUGUAUUAAUAAAUACAAGAAUAUAUUUUUUUUCAUUAUUCUGCACUUUGAAUACACCUUCGCAAACAAACUGCCCUAAUAUGAAGAAGCAGAAGCAAACUCCUCACACAAAUGGAUUUACUGACCUGCUAGCUCUGUGCAGUACCUUGGUGUUACCUUCCACACAACCUUUUCUGAUUUUAGUUUUACUUUUCUAUAAGAUUAUGAAUUUCUGAACCUACUAACACUCAUUAUGUAAAAUUCAAGUACUGUAUGUAUGCUGUAUGCUCUUAUAAGAAUCCUGAAAUAUUUAUUCUGUGCUUGUGUAUGUGAAUGUCAAUGCAACUAUUAUUAGACUGGACUUUAAGCUUUACCGUUGAAUGUAAAUUCAUUAUUUCUUUUUUGUACACUUGUGAAAAAGUGGAGUAGUGUUAAUUUUUUAAGCCACUGUUCAUUAUCAGUUCUUUUGUGUAUGAAACACAAGUAAAAUAUCUUUCUUAAAUCAAGCCAUGCAUGCAUUUUUGGGAUUUAUUGGUAAAAAUCUGUGAACCUAGAGCUCUGUGAAUUACUAAACCUAAGGGUAUAAAUGGAGUACGGAAUGUGGUUAAGGAUGCUGUUAUAAAAUCAAUUCAUGUAUUUUUAAAUAUAGCUGAUGAGGGAAUUCCAAGGAGUUUUCUACAUUAUUGUGUAUUCACAGAAUAAUGCUCAAGUGUCAUUAAUUGGAACUGUGUAAGAAACUACAUAGUUCUAAAAUUUUUAACAGGCCCUUUAAUCUAGGAUCAAAGAGAACAACUGGACUUCUUGAGAUAUGUCCUGGAUGUUUUAAGUUUCCAAACUGCUGACAGAUCAGAAUAGGACAAUUCCUAUUAAUUUUUAAGAACCUGAGCAAGUCUUAAAACAUCACAGAAGGUAAAGGUCUAAUAAAAGAAUUCAUAUAUCAAAGCCUGAACCACCAA